Molecule: messenger RNA, 4716 nt
Organism: Candida dubliniensis CD36
Lineage: Eukaryota; Fungi; Ascomycota; Pichiomycetes; Serinales; Debaryomycetaceae
Gene: GSL1
Product: Gsl1p
Exons: 1
Coding region: 1-4716 (1571 amino acids)
Biological process (GO): (1->3)-beta-D-glucan biosynthetic process; fungal-type cell wall polysaccharide biosynthetic process
Cellular component (GO): plasma membrane; 1,3-beta-D-glucan synthase complex
Molecular function (GO): 1,3-beta-D-glucan synthase activity
Source: RefSeq, a predicted model, not a curated record
AUGAAUCAAAAUAAACCUCAGUAUUCAGCUUGGUGCCCUGAAAAUGGUGCCCUCAUAUCAAAUGAAAAGAUUCACAAAAUAUUUUUGACCCUAGGCAAUAAAUUUGGGUUCCAAGAUGAUAAUGUUAGUAACAUGUAUGACCAUUUUAUGACCAUAUUAGAUUCACGGUCAAGCAGAAUGAGUUGUCCCAAUGCAUUGCUAUCAUUACAUUUAGAUUACAUUGGUGGAAAGAAUAGUAAUUAUAAAAAAUGGUAUUUCUCUGCCCAAUGGUACUUUGAACACGAUUGGUCACCGAAAAUGAAAAAACGCAAACCAGUAUCUUCCGAUUACCAGCUUUGGUUGUAUCGUUUCCAAAAAUACACUGAAGAAGAUUAUGUCUAUCAUGUUGCACUAUAUUUAUUGAUAUGGGGUGAGGCCAAUAACGUCAGGUUUAUGCCAGAGUGCUUGUGCUUCAUUUUUCAAUGUGCGUUGGACUGCAAUGGUCCCAAUCUUCCCAAAUUCAAUUAUCUCAACCGAGUAAUAACACCCCUAUACGAGUUUAUACGAGACCAAUUAUAUUGUAAAGUAGACAACAAGUGGAAACGACGGGAAAUUGACCAUGCUUGUACCAUCGGAUAUGAUGACGUUAACCAGUUAUUUUGGAGUCCAGAUGGAUUAUAUAAAUUGAUUCUUUAUGACGGAACCAGACUAUAUCAAUUGCCACAAGCUGAAAGAUACAACAAAUUAGAAAACAUCAACUGGUCAAAAUCCUUAUCUAAAACCUAUCGAGAAAGACGAACAUGGAUACAUGUUUUGAGUAACUUCAGCCGUGUGUGGAUAAUUCACGUAUCUGUGUUUUGGUACUUUAUGUCUUUCAACUCCCCUUCUUUGUACACGCCAAACUAUACGCCCAAUAAGUCGCCGCAAGUGCACAUUCGACUAGCUAUAGUAUCCAUAGGUGGAAUCAUUGCCGUCUUGAUAUCGUUGGGGGCAGCAAUAUCUGAUUUUUUCUUUGUAUCGGGUAGUAUCCGAAACAUUGCCUUGCUAUUGAUAUUAACAGUUGCAAACUCUGGAUCUAUAGUGUACAACCUAGGGCUUUUGAAAUGGGACAAAUACUCCAAAAAUGGAACUGUAGUUGCGGCUAUUCUGAUGUGCUUAUCGGUUCUCACGUUUUUGUUCUUAGCCAUCAAUCCACCAGGUAGUUUCAAAACUGUCUUUUCCAACAAUUUCCCAAAAUUAAAGUUGAGGAGCAGAUUGUUCUCAAUAUCAUUAUGGAUUGGUGUAUUUGCAGCCAAGUAUUCAGAGUCAUAUUUUUUCUUAAUAUUGUCUUUGAAAGAUCCUAUUCAAAUUCUCUCUACCAUUGUACUAAAUUGUGACAAAGGCCAUUUUCUAUGCCAGUUUCAACCAAAAAUUACCUUGAUAUUGUUUUAUCUCACCGACUUGAUAUUAUUCUUUUUGGAUACUUAUUUGUGGUAUGUGAUUUGUAAUUGUUUAUUUUCAGUAGGACUAUCCUUUUCAUUAGGUGUGUCUAUUUUCACUCCAUGGAAAAAUAUCUUUUCUCGAUUACCAGAUCGAAUUUUAACCAAAAUAUACUAUGGUGAUUCCACCGAGUUGAUAUUAGUCAUAUCACAAAUAUGGAACAGUAUUAUCAUUUCCAUGUACAGGGAGCAUGUACUAUCGGUUGAACAAGUCUGCAAGUUGAUUUAUCAACGAGGAGUAGAUGAAAACACCAUACGACCACCACUAUUUUUUGUUUAUGAAGAUGAUAACAAGUUUUAUGAUUUCAUUAAAAUCGAAAAAGAAUGGGAAAGAAGAAUCACGUUUUUUGCUCAAUCGUUAUCAAGCCCACUACCAGAGCCCUUUCCAGUAGUCUCAACACCAACGUUUACCGUUUUGAUCCCACAUUACUCAGAGAAAAUAUUGUUGAGUUUACAAGAUCUAAUCAAGGAACAGAGCUUUUCAAAACUAACAUUGCUAGAUUACUUGAAACAGCUUCAUUCAAAAGAAUGGGAUUCAUUUGUUCAAGAUAGUAAGAUGAUCCAAACCAUAAAGGAAAUGGACGAAGACAAGUUUGUACGUGAAAAUAUGGAUGAUUUACCAUACUACUGUAUCGGGUUCAAAGAUUCUUCACCAGAGAAUGUUUUACGAACAAGAAUUUGGGCAGCAUUAAGAUGUCAGACAUUAUAUCGUACGGUUUCAGGGUUUAUGAAUUACGAGACUGCUUUAAAGUUGCUUUAUCGAACAGAAGUAAUUGGUUUUGAGCAAAACGAGUUUCCAGAAGAAGAGCCAGAAGAAUUUGUAAGCAGAAAAUUCAAUUUACUAAUUGCUAUGCAGAACUUUCAGAAUUUUACUCCAGAUAUGAAGACCGAUGCUGAUUCUCUAUUUAAGGCCUUCCCCAACGUCAAGGUUGCUAUUUUAGAAUCUGAUAACGAUCAAGAUUACUAUUCGACAUUAUUGGAUGUUUCACAACGAGAUGAUAAGAGUCAGUACGUUAAAAAAUACCGGAUCAAAUUAUCAGGUAAUCCAAUAUUAGGGGAUGGUAAAUCUGAUAAUCAAAAUAGUGCAUUGAUAUUUUAUCGUGGCGAAUAUAUCCAAGUCAUAGACUCCAACCAAGAUAAUUAUAUCGAGGAAUGUCUCAAAAUCAAAUCUUUGUUAAAUGAAUUUGAGGAGAUGAACCUAGAUGUGAGUUUUGGAUACAUGACAGAGCAUCCAGACACUAGUUCUGUGGCAAUCGUGGGGGCAAGAGAAUUCAUAUUUUCUCAAAACAUAGGAAUUUUAGGAGACAUCGCUGCUGCAAAAGAACAGACUUUUGGAACAUUAUUUGCAAGAACAAUGGGUGAAAUUGGAUCUAAACUUCAUUAUGGUCAUCCCGAUUUGCUCAAUGGAAUAUUUAUGACAACGAGAGGCGGAAUUUCAAAAGCCCAACGAGGCUUACAUUUGAAUGAAGACAUUUACGCGGGGAUCACUGCCACUUGUCGUGGCGGAAGAAUCAAACACUCAGAUUAUUAUCAAUGUGGCAAGGGAAGAGACCUUGGGUUUCAGUCGAUUGUGAAUUUUACCAAGAAAAUUGGAUCUGGAAUGGGCGAACAACUUUUGUCAAGAGAAUAUUACUAUUUGGGGAGCAUGCUACCAAUUGACAAAUUCUUGUCUUUUUAUUAUGCCCAUGCUGGAUUCCAUAUCAACAAUUUGUCUAUAAUGUUGUCGGUAAAAGCUUUUAUGUUUUUGUUGAUGAGCCUUGGUGCAUUAAACAAUGGCACAGUAACAUGCACGGAAGAUAACCCAACCCCUGGCUGCCAUAAUUUAGUCCCUGUUCUAAACUGGAUUUACCGUUUUGUGCUUUCAGUGUUUGUUUGUUUUUUUAUUUCGUUUUUGCCUUUGAUAAUUCAAGAGUUUAUUGAAAAGGGGCUACUUAAAGCAAUUUUGCGAAUCUUACUACACAUUGUUUCUCUAUCACCGUUUUUCGAAGUUUUUAUGUGUCAAGUGUAUUCAAGAGCAUUAAGGGACAAUUUUAUUUUUGGUGAAGCAAAAUAUAUUGCUACUGGACGAGGGUUUGCUAUCUCCAGAGUAUCAUUUGCUACGUUGUAUUCGCGAUACGCCAGUUUAUCAAUAUGCUACGGUGGUGAAAUAUUCUUGGUGAUUUUGUUUGCAUCAGUUACUAUCUGGAGAAAAUCUUUACUAUGGUUUGUAAUCACCAUUAUAUCCUUAUGUUUGGCACCGUUCAUUUUCAAUCCUCAUCAAUUUAAUUUUGUUGAUUUCUUUGUGGACUAUAGGGAUUAUGUCAGAUGGUUGACGAGGGGAAACUCCUCCCUCAAGGAACUGUCGUGGGCCCACUAUACCAAAAUCAGAAGAGCUCGGUUAACUGGAGAAAAGUUUGAUGGUGGGUAUGUUCUGGGCAGAAAUACUGCCACAUUCAAUUUGUUAUUGGGGGAGGUAGCCUCACCGUUUAUCAAUUUGAUAUUGUAUUUAUUACCCUAUUUGUUUCUUCAUUCAAGUCAGAAUCUACUUGCAUUCAAUGUGAAUAAUCCACUUAUAAAGUUGACAGCAGUUGUAUUAGCACCCUAUCUUGAGAAUUCAGCGGUCCUUUUCUUUGUAUGGCUAAUGUCCUUGACACUUGCGCCAUUGGUUGGAAUUUGGUUUAAGAAAACACCAGCAUUCUUUGCGGCUUUUGUACAUUUUGCUUGUUUGAUAUUACACAUUUUCAACCUCGAACUAUUGUUAUUUUUAGAAGAUUGGAAUAUGGUUAAGCUCUUAUCUGCUUUGUUAGUUAUAUUCAAUUGCCAUAGAGUCAUCUCCAAUUUUAUCUUGAUUUUGGUUGUAUCAAGAGAACGGACAGAAAAUGUCAACCAAGCCUGGUGGUCUGGUAAAUGGUUUAGAAAGGGGUUAGGUGUUCAUGUUGUUUCGCAGAACUUGCGUGAAUUCAUUGUCAAAACUUUGGAGUUGAACAAGUUUACUUUUGAUUUCAUUAUCGGUCAUUUUUUACUAUUUUCUAUGUUCCCGUUUUUGUUCAUUCCGUAUGUGGAUUCUUUACACACAAGUAUGCUAUUUUGGUUAAAACCAAGUCGCCAAUUUUCUCGACCAAUUAUCAAUCGAUCUCAGCGAAGGAAACGGAAUUGGCGUAUCAUAAAAUACUUUAUUCUUUUCCUGGGGAUCUUGGGAAUUUUUAUUGCACUAUUUGUGGUACCACCGAUAUUUCGUGAUAAGUUGUCAUUUAUCAAAAAAUGGGUUGGUCUUCAAUAA